Molecule: messenger RNA, 450 nt
Organism: Syzygium oleosum
Lineage: Eukaryota; Viridiplantae; Streptophyta; Magnoliopsida; Myrtales; Myrtaceae
Exons: 1
Coding region: 1-450 (149 amino acids)
Source: RefSeq, a predicted model, not a curated record
AUGUCUUCCAAGCACUUGUUGCUCUUGAUCCUCAGCUUGGUGGCUCUCGCAGCCCCGGCCCUAGCUGAGUACGCCAUGCCGCCCGAGCACGGCAAGCACAAGCCUCACCACCAUGGGGCCAUGCCGCCCGCUUGGGCGCCACACCACGGGCACAAGCCCCACCACCAUGGGGCUAUGCCACCUGCUUGGGCACCACACCACGGGCACAUGCCGCACCACAAGCCUGGCGCCCCAGGGCCGAUGCCCGAGCUUUUGGAGAAGCCGUUCCCAGGCCACCACCACCACCACCCGCCUGCCCACGCCCCCUUCCCGCAUCACGGUCACCACCCAGCUCACGCACCGUUCCCGCACCACGGCCACCACCAUGGAGCGCACCCGCCAAUGGAGAGCGGCAAGGCCCCUCACAAGCCGCACAUGCCACAUGCACCAGCCCCCGGUCAUCCCUACUGA